AUGACGCCAUUCCCUCGCGCCCUCCCGUUCCCCCUCCCCGUCCCCCCGCGCCUUGCCCUCGUCGCCCUCCUCGCGCUCCUCCGCCAGGCGAAAACCUACACCGAGCCGCCGAUCCCCGACGGGUGCAUCGCGGAGAUAGCGGAGGUCGACCGGGAGGCCAUGCGCGCGGUGUACGCGGCGCUUCCGGAGAGGUUGUUAUUCUGGCACGACGGCAUUCCGCAGUACAAGCUAUUCGACGACAGCCACAACGUCUCCUACUGCUGCGUCGCGCCCAAGCCCGCUGGUGUGUCGUGCUACCUCUGGUGCCCGCUCGAGUGCACGCCCGCCGGUCGCAUCACGCGCAUCUACUCCGAACCGAGCCGCGAAGAUAUGCCCGUGCAGAGCGGGAGCGGAGGGAGCUGCCCACCCGGCGCGCUGUCGCCCGCCAUUGGCAAUCUCGCGGAGCUCUCCUCGCUGGUCUUCCGCCACUCGUGCCUCACCGGCGACCUGCCGGACUCCGUCACGCGCCUCCAGAAGCUGACGGAAUUUCAAUUGCCCGAAAAUAACUUCUCCGGGCCCAUUCCGCCGGGCCUCUUCCGCCUGCCCGCGCUCGGCCACGUGGACCUCUGCAUGAUUAGUCCCUACCCGUACUUUGAAGUUGAAUCUGAAGGCCUUUCGGGGUCCCUUCCCAACGGGCUCGACGUGUACUCCCCGUCACUGGAAACGGUCAUCCUCAUUACCGCGCUCAUCCUGCGCAACAAUGGCCUGUCCGGCGCUAUUCCGCCCCCGCUGGCGGAGAUGAGUGCGCUACAAAACCUCGACCUAGGGGAGAACCGCCUAUCCGGUGCGGUGCCUGCGGCGCUGCGCGACUCCGAAUCGCUCAAAGCGCUCGACGAGGUGCGGCUCGACGACAACGCGCUCACCGGGCCUUUCUGCGAUGCGCUGCUGCCGGCGCGCGAGCUCUGGCUGGGCUUCAACGACCUGGGCGGCUCGACCGCCAGGAGCAGCGCUAGCGCCACCGGCGGCGGCGGAGGGGGCGGCGGAGGUGAGGAGGAGGAGGAGGGGGGCUCUCUGCACGGCUGGCCCUCCAUGGGUGGCUUGGGCAGGAUCAUCCAGAUCGACCUGAGCCACAACAGCCUCUCGGGCAACCUGAAAGCUUUCACGGUGCUUUCGUCUGGGAGUUUGGAUCUGUCGCACAACUUCUUCUUCGGCGGUAUUCCCGAGACGUUUUUCAGCGGCGUCUUCUCAUGCGCGGACCUGCGGUUAAAUGAGCUGUCAAGGCCGCUGUUUGACACGCGCCGAGAGGCAUGCAAUUACGACUGGGACGUGCUGCGCGUGAGCGGCAACAACGCGCGCAUGGCGGGCACCGAAAGCGCGGGGUACCUCCCCGUGCCGGCGCCGGGCGUGCACACGUCCGCUGCAGAGACUGAGGCGCUCCUGGCCGUGCGCGAUGCGCUCCUGGGGGAAGCAGCGGAGGGAACGGUGUUGGCGGAUGGCGAAAGCAGCUCGUGGGCGGAGAUACUGCACAGCUGGGUCGCGAGCAGCAGCAGCGCGUGUGCGUGGUACGGCGUGGGAUGCACAGCAGACGGACACGUGCACACGCUGCACCUGAUAGGCAACACUUACGACUUUUUGCACCACGACGUGGUCCCAAAAACUCCCCCUUGCGAAUACGACCAGUACGGAUUCAAGACGUGCGGGCACGCGGAUAUGGCGCCUCUUUGCAAAUUGCGGUUCUUCCUGCGGGGCCUUCCUGGCGGCAGCUCGAACAGCAAUGCGAGCGGGAGUCUGUCGGAGGCGUUGGGGCAGCUGACGCACCUCACCUCGCUGCGAAUCUCCGGGUACGUUCUCUCCGGCGGCCUGCCGCCAUCCCUCUCGCGCCUCUCACGACUCGUAGCGCUCGACCUCUCCUCCAACCGCCACCUCUCCGGUUCCAUCCCCCCCGCCCUCUUCACUCUCCCCUGGCUGCGAGAGCUCACCCUCCGCGAGAACAACCUCACAGGAGAGGUCCUCCCGACCACCACUGCAGCAGCAGCAUCAGCAGCCGCCGCACUGUCGCCGAGCUUGGAGAGUCUAGACGGGGACGUCUCUGCACUCGCUGCCGCCUUCCCCCCCCCUGCUGCUGCUGCUGCUGCCUCCAGUGCACCUGUCCUGUGGGGCCUUCGCGGGGUGUUCCCACUGCUGACCCGUGUGCACGUCAGCAGCAAUGAGGUCUCGGGCGACGCAGCCGGGCUCUUCCCUCUCUCCCAAGGACUCCUCAUGCUCAACUUGUCGAACAAACGCCUCACGUGGGGCCCCGGCAGCAACGCCUCCUGGCACGGCUACUGCCUGGACCUCUCACACAACCGCAUCAUCACCCCAUUGCAGGACCUCUUUGGGAAUGACGACGGCCUCUGGUCGACAGUGCUGCUCUUGUCACACAACCAGCUCUCGGGACCCAUCCCUGCCACGCUCCUGCGAGACAAAGUGCAAGGACAUCUGGACCUCUCCCACAACCUGCUCACAGGUUCAAUUCCUGCCAUUGACAAUUUAUACUCCAUGAAGACGCUCGACCUGUCGUACAACCAGCUCUCCGGCACCAUUCCCAAGCUGGAUGGCUCCCUGAUAACAUGUGACUUGUCCCACAACCAGCUAUCCGGGAAAGUCCCGCCGGCGCCACCUGCAUUGAUGCAUCUAAACGUGAGCUGGAACCAGCUUGACGGGUUUGCCCGGUGGCAGUACCAAGAGGGUACGGGGUUGAGAAUUCUGGACGCGUCUCACAAUGCCAUGGCUGGAAAUCUGCCGGAUUUGGGCAACAGUGAUGGGCUUAUGAGCCUGAAUCAUCUGGACCUCUCCUACAAUGCGUUUACUGGCACUCUUGCAGAAAAGACUUAUCCGUUCUUGGAGCAAGCGACAAGCUCUACAGGAAGUGUGCAAAGUAGGUGCGGGGUAGUGGUUCGACUGAGCCACAAUAGGCUCACUGGAAGCAUCCCUACUUUCGUCUUCUCCUCGUGCCCCAUACUGAUCGACCUCUCACACAACCAGUUCUCUGGCCCCAUCCCAGUCCCUCCCCAAGGGAACAGCCAGAGCUUCUCACUCGAGUUUUUCUCCCACUUGGACCUCUCUUCCAACAAGCUCACAGGAAGCAUCUCUGAUGCUCUUGUCACCGGCCUCACAGCCCUAUCCCACUUGGAUCUCUCCGACAACCUGCUCUCGGGCUCGCUGCCCUGCUCCCUCGCUGCUGUCCCCCCCCUCACCCAUCUGGACCUCUCUCGCAACAAGCUCAAAGGCUCCCUACCUGCCUUCUGCCAGGGCAAGCAGCGCCUCGCCUCUCUCCUCCUCUCCUCCAACGCUUUCUCCGGCCCCCUCUCCUCCCUCCUCCCCUCCUCCUCCUCCUGCGCCUCCUCCCUGCUCUCCCUCAACGUCUCCACCAACCAGCUCUCCGGCUCGCUCCCCUCGUCCCUCUCGCGCUUCACCGCUCUGCACUCCUUACUAGCGGCGCGCAACCGCAUGAGCGACAGCAUCCCUGUAGGGCUGGCGUCCCUGAAGGCCCUGCAGGAGCUGGACAUGUCGUGGAGCGGGCUGUCAGGCACCAUCCCUGCGCUGCUGCGUGCUGCUGCCCCCUCCCUGCAAGUGCACCUCGCUGGCAACGCCCUCUCUGGCUCUGUGGCCCCCCUCUCUCUCCGACCUGCCCACCUCCUGCUUCCGCCCCGGCAACCCCAAGCUCUGUGGGAAGCCCCUGCCUGA
This is a messenger RNA of Closterium sp. NIES-65, 3705 nucleotides long. Lineage: Eukaryota; Viridiplantae; Streptophyta; Zygnematophyceae; Desmidiales; Closteriaceae. The record is from the annotation of a GenBank genome assembly.